Rosa rugosa (rugosa rose) is the source of this 2550-nucleotide messenger RNA. RefSeq names its product scarecrow-like protein 30. Bases 300 to 2312 code for a protein of 670 amino acids. Gene Ontology annotation, molecular function: sequence-specific DNA binding; DNA-binding transcription factor activity. The record is from RefSeq and is a predicted model, not a curated record. Lineage: Eukaryota; Viridiplantae; Streptophyta; Magnoliopsida; Rosales; Rosaceae. Gene Ontology annotation, cellular component: nucleus. The transcript has a single exon. Gene Ontology annotation, biological process: regulation of DNA-templated transcription.
UUAGAGUUGCCCCACGCAAGAUUCUCUCAUAUAUAGAUAUACCUCCAGCUCCAUUAUGUCUGAUCAUUAUGGUUUCUUGAAGUGUCAGGAGCUCAGCAAAAUUUCUUAUUCCCGUCCCUAUUUCUUAUUCCCAAUUGGUUCCACCUUUGAUCUAUCUGGUGAGUGAAAAAAAUUCAAAUGUUCAUUUCACUUGCUCUUUUCCAUAGCUUCUUGGUCAUCAGUUUCAUAAUCUCAUAUCAUAUUCGAGUUUCUUGCAACUCAAGAAUCUGAGCAAGUCCUGUUAGAUACAGGCUGUUUUCAUGGAUACCCUCUUUGAUAGAUUUUCUGGUCCCAUAGAGGGAUUUUAUUUUGGCCAUGACCCAACUUCAAUCACUUUCAAUCCAAAUCUUGCAAACAAGUGCAAAGUAACUCAGGAAUCCACCAAUACACUUAUCCAUCCAGCCAACUUAGACCAUCCAAGUGAUUUGAGUACGUCUUUGAGCCCAGCUUCUGAGGAAGAAACUGUUGAUGUUAGUUACUCCAACAAUCCUGUUAUCAAGUACAUAAGUGAUAUUCUUCUGGAUGAAGUCCUGGAGGACGAGAGCUGCAUGCUGCAGGACUAUUUGGCCGUCCAAGCUGCUGAAAAAUCUUUCUAUGAUGUCCUUAAUCCAAAUGAUCCUCAUUCACCCAACAAGGCUUCUCUUGGUGAAUCGUUUUCAGAUACUCUUUUGGUUUCAGAUUCACUUUUUGAGAGCCAGAGUCUUGGAAAUUUCGGAAAUGUUGGGGAGGCAAACAAGUUCCUUCCUAAUGGGGAAUUCGAUAUCAUUGACAAGGAGAGGUACGAAUUACUGCCUGUAGCACGUUCUAACCUGGUGAAAGGGAAUCUGGCAUCCGAUAAAAAAAAUGAUGUGAACAACCCAACAGAUGGUAUGAAGGGAAAGAAAAAUCAUCACAGAGAGGAUGGAUAUUAUCCAGAGGAAGGGAGAAGCAGCAAGCAGUCAGUUGUUUCUGCUGAUGACUCUGAGCCUCAAGAAAUGUUUGAUAAGGUGUUACUCUGUCAAGCUGAGCAUCAUCAUCGGAAGUGGGAAUCUUGCACGCCUCAUUGUUCUAUGAAAAGGGAGGAGACAGAGCAGUUGCAGCAAAACAGGCAGCCUAAAGGAUCUGAAACAAAUCGUUCAAAGCGACAAAAUAAAGAUGAGGAAGGAGUAGAUUUGACCACCAUGCUAAAUCAAUGUGCACAAGCCGUGGCAAGCUAUGAACAAGGAACGGCUAGUGAACUACUGAAGAAGAUAAGGCAGCACUCCUCCCCCCAUGGACAUGCAACUCAGAGAUUAGCUCACUACUUUGCCAAUGGCCUAGAGGCGCGGCUUACUGGUGUCGGAACCCCAUCAUUUGCACCUCUCUUUAGUAGGCAGACAUCAGCCGCUGAAUACCUACUAGCUUACCAGGUAUAUACUACUUCAUGCCCUUUCAAGAUGAUGUCACAAUUAUUUGCCAACAGAACAAUCAUGAAGCUAGCAAAAAAUGAAACAAGGCUUCACAUUAUUGAUUUUGGUAUUUCUUUUGGUUUCCAAUGGCCCUUCCUUAUCCAACAUCUCUCCGAGAGACCGAAUGGACCUCCCAAGUUACACAUCACAGGAAUUGAGCUUCCACAACGUGGUUUUCGACCUAGAGAAAGGGUUGAAGAGACCGGGCAUCGCCUAGCAAGGUAUUGUGAAAAGUUCAAUGUCCCGUUUGAGUACGAUGUCAUUGCUCAAGGAUGGGAAACCAUACAAUGUGAGGAUCUUAAAAUUGACCGAAACGAACUGGUAGUGGUCAAUUGUCUGAACCGGUUAAAGCACAUACAUGAUGAGACGGUGAUGGAGAACUCUCCGAGAGAUACUGUCCUGAAUUUGAUCAAGAAUAUAGAUCCCGACCUUUUCAUUCAUGGGAUUGUCAAUGGGACGUACAAUACACCCUUCUUUGCCACACGGUUCAAAGAGGCACUCUUGCACUACUAUGCCCUGUUUGAUAUGUUUGAAGCAACUGUUCCUCGUGAAGAUGAACGGCGGAUGAUUAUCGAGAGAGAAAAAUGUGGUAGAGACAUAAUGAAUAUCGUAGCAUGCGAGGGAGUGGAAAGGUUUGAAAGACCUGAGACAUAUAAGAAAUGGCAGAUCAGGAAUGUGAGGGCUGGGUUGAAGCAGCUCCCGUUGGACCAGGAGGAGUUGAAGAAAGUGAGGAAGUUGUAUAAUGGUUAUCAUAAUGAUUUUAGAGUUGAAGAAGAUGGGCAGUGGAUACUGCAGGGAUGGAAAGGAAGGAUCCUCCGGGCUCUUUCACUUUGGACUCCUGCCUAGGUCCUAGGACCUUAAGUUUCACUAUGUUAUGCUAAACUACUGCGUCAUGUUGUCCUAGAAGAAAGUUUUUGAGGAUUGUGUGUCUUAUUAGCAAUUUUGUAUUAAAUGUUUUCUAGCAAAUUGACAUGAUAUGAAUCCCAUCACAUUUGUACAGAGAAUAACAACGAGCAACAGGAAUGCUGACUCUGAAUGAAAAGCUAUAUAAGAUAUACAAAUUACCAAUAGCAUUAUGUAUUCC